AUGGCGCUCGCUGAUCGCCUCAUCGUGGCUCGCGACGAGCAGCCAAAACUUGAGGAUAGCAUCAUCAUCCUGCUCAUCGGCAAGGAGGAAUCUCGAUACUCCAUCCAUGGAAAGACACUCCUUGAGAGGUCUGGAGGCAAUUUUGAUGAAUCAGUCUUGUCUUUGUCCGGCGAUGAGCGCUUCAUUGCUCUUCCGGAUAUUACAAGAUCAGUCUGCGAGCUGUACCUGCACUACCUCCAUGUUGGCAACUUCCCGCUGCGACAAUACAAGACUACGAUUCGGCAACAGCGUCAACAUAAGGAGGACGUCGGCGUCGCCCUGAUCGAGAUCUACAGCAUGAGUACGACCCUUGGCGAUGGACAAGGCAAGGACGCAGCAGUCAGCGGUCUUGUAGAGAUCUUCGACAUGCCUGGUCUCAACACCACAACGGGUGUACCAGGAGCUACCAUUGUCACCAGAGUGUAUGCCGUCACGGAGCCAGGAUCGAAGCUGCGGCAACUCAUGGUUGACCUGUACGUACGCAAGGCUCGCGGUAUUCGUAUUGAUGGCCCCUUGCCUCACCAUUUCGUGGCUGAUCUGGCAGGAGCUGCAUUGGAUGCUGUUGAAAGUGUGGACAGAGACCAGCAACUCCUCAGCCCUGCUCUCGACCAAUGCCUGUACCACGAGCAUGAAUUCCGCGAGGGCUGUCCGAAUCACACAAGGAAGAAGCUCAAGCGCGCGGAAAUUGACGUUGGGCCAAUAAACUUGCCAGAGAGUGACGAUCCUGAUCUUCCCGAUUCGCCGCCCGUCAAGCGUACACGUAUGGAUCCCAAGGCUGGCGAGAUGGGAAGCCCAGCAAUGAGGCCAAAGACGAGACCAGCGUCGGCCGCCACAUUGUUAGGCUGCUACAGCAGGCGGUCACCGCCUGUCCCAAAAGCCCGCACUGAUUCAAGGACCGACUCGUUCACCGACUCGCUCACGGAUGCCGGACGCGCAUUUCGUGAUAGCGUCGCCAAGAUUGCGUACGUGGCGAAAUAG
This is a messenger RNA of Cercospora beticola, 1017 nucleotides long. RefSeq lists its product as uncharacterized. The record is from RefSeq and is a predicted model, not a curated record. NCBI's taxonomy places the organism in Eukaryota, Fungi, Ascomycota, Dothideomycetes, Mycosphaerellales, Mycosphaerellaceae.